CUCAUCAUUCUUGUUUAUUUUGAUACUCUGUUUUGUUAUUGUUUUUGGGUGGAUUUCUCAGUGACUUUUGACGUUUGGGAUGGGCAACGCGAGUGCAAAGGUCGUUGGCGAGACAGUCAAGCGCGAGUAUCCGCGCGUCGCUCAGGAGGCCGCUCGCCAACAAGCAGCAGCCGCAGUCGCAGCAUCAGCAUCAGCAUCAGCAGCAACAGCAGCACAACAGCAGCAAGCGAUCGCAGGAGCAGCAGGAGCAGCAGGAGCCAAGUCCAAGGCCAGCGUCUCGGCAGUCGCGCCAGAGACAGUCGAAGCCGCCAAGCCGCUCGUCGCCAACAUGAACCAGCUCAUGGUCAACACGGUGACACAGCAGCAGAGCUCGGUCGCGCCAAGAUCGACGGAAGGAAGCGUUUCGCAGACAACGGUCGACGCGGUUGGCAAGCGUGCGUUGCCCAUGGCGCGCGAUCGGAUUCUGCUCGAGGAGGUCGAGCAUGUCCAGGGCCGACUGAGCAUCGAGCAGGUGCGAGCCAUCUUUCAAUUGCGACGAGGUACGCUCACGUCGCCGCCGGGCCGCAACGAAAUGGCUGCUGCCGGCGCAACUGGUACGCCGAUUGCGCGGGCCACUGCGACUGCCGCUAAUGCUGCUGCUCCCACACCCAAGCCAUCGGAAGCCAGCCAGCCUGUUGGCGCGAUGAACGCAAUGCACUACCUGGCCACCGAAGACACGGAUCCGCUCGAAAAGCAAGACGUUGCCCAAGCGCUGUGGACGCCCAACCGCCUGGCCUCUCAGUACAAGAUCCCUGUGGACGAGAUGCGUCGCAUUCUGUCCUACUUUAACGACGCUGUCGUGACUGAGACUGCGCGCGGCAAAAAGUAUGGCACCUGGGACCCGUACCCAAAGGAGCUGCGUCUGCGCCGUGACCAGCCCAUUAGCGAGCAAGGCUCGAGCCAGCAGCCGUCCCAGCAGCAGCCACAGCCAGCGCAGUCGAAGCGAGGUCCGGUUUUGCAAGAUUCUCUUUGAGGUGUUUGUUGCACUUUUUGCUUUUUUUUCUUCCGUGUUUCUGUUUUUUUGUUGUUUUUGCAACGUCACCCUCCUUCUACUUGUACAAUAGUAGUGCCACCUCUUUGGCUUUUCUUGCUCCC
Molecule: messenger RNA, 1134 nt
Organism: Capsaspora owczarzaki ATCC 30864
Lineage: Eukaryota; Filasterea; Ministeriida; Capsasporidae
Exons: 2
Coding region: 80-1012 (310 amino acids)
Source: RefSeq, a predicted model, not a curated record